CAAAAAAAAAAAGGGAGGCCAAUUUUUCCCUCACUUUCCACCUCCAUUUCUUUCUUUCUCUUUCCUUCUUCUUCUGUUCUGUUUCAGCUGAAGGGGAAAUGAAGGAAAGGAAACAGAGCAUUAGAGAAAGAGAGAGAGAGAGAGAGCGAGACUGAGAGAGCUCAGGGGAAAAGGAAGGUUUCGGAACCGGCUUAACAGGAAGGGGCAGAGGACGAGAAAAAGAGAGAGACAGAGAGCACGGGAGAGAUAGGGUGUUGCUAUUAGUGUGAUGGAGGCCAAUUGGUUUCACUCAAAUUGGAUUAUCUGCAUGUGUGUCAGGAAGUCGUGUGGGAAAGACAACUGAGUUGCAGGAUGAUUCUUGGAUCGGUUUAGGGAGAUAAGCUAGGAGCUAGAUUAGCUGCACAGGAGAACUCCUUCAAUAUCGGGGAUCAGCUCGGAGGACUAGUUUGUGCAACCAGUUUGAAGCUACAGAGGGACCAUAGCCAUGGAGAUUAAGGUAGAAAUCAUCUCUAAAGAAAUUAUUCGACCAUUCGCUCCCACACCGGACCACCUCAAAACCUUCAGGUUCUCGACAUUCGACCAGUUCUCACCUGCGGUCUACAUUCCUCUUGUGCUCUUCUACACUGGCACUGGCACCGGGUUAGAUGUCGUGGUAUCCCACCGGCUGAAGACGUCGCUUUCCAAUACCCUGACUCACUUCUACCCGUUUGCCGGUAGAAUCAGGGACAACAUAUGCAUCGAUUGCAAUGACAAUGGAGUAGAGUUCUUGGAAGCCCGAGUUUGCGCUGGCACUAGCCUUGCAGACGUCCUUGCCCGGCCUGAGCCGGAUGUUCUGUUACGGUUCCUUCCUGCAAGGAUUAUGUCCUUGGAAGCGUAUACCGGCAGCCUCCUGCAAGUCCAGGUGAGCUUGUUUGAGUGCGGAGGCUUGGUCAUCGGAAUCUCUGCGUCCCACAAGCUGGCUGAUGCUGCCACUCUGAGCACGUUGAUUAAGAGCUGGGCCCAUUCAGCCCGUGAUGGACCUACAGAGGUAGCACCUCCAGAUCUGACCGCUGCUUCUGUUUUUCCUCCGACCAAGAUGUUGACUACAGCUCAGCCUAGCGAAGCGUUGAAACUAAAGCUUAGGACAAGGAGGUACCUAUUUGAUGCCAAGAAGAUCGCUGCUCUGAAGGUGAAAUCUGCCAGUGAAGUCGUUCCUCGGCCAACAAGGGUCGAAGCCGUGUGCGCUCUGCUAUGGAAAUGCAAGAUUAAAGCGUUGGAGUCGAAUGCAGGACCAUGGAAACCCUCUGUUCUGGCACAAACCGUGAAUCUUCGCAAGCGGCUCGAUCCUGCAAUGCCGGAAGAUUCUGUUGGGAACCUUAUUGGGUUCUACACGGCAAGAGUGGAUAGGACAUCAGACGAGGCAAACCUGCCUAGCUUGGUAGCUAAAAUGAGGAAGAGCAUGGAUGAGUACGUCCGUGACUACGCGCGGAAGCUUCGCGGGCCUGACGGUUUCUCGAUGAUCUGGACAGCUACUAUGACGGGAGGGGAGUUGAUGAAGGAAGACGGGUUCACCUUAUCUGUAUUCACGAGUUGGUGUAGGCUUGGACUGUACGAAGCUGAUUUUGGGUGCGGAAAGCCCGACUGGAUGAGUAGCUGUAGUUCGGAUUUCAAGAACACGUCGGUGCUGACGGAUACCAAGGACGGGGAAGGGAUAGAGGCAUGGGUUACCCUACGAGAAGAGGACAUGGAAUUAUUCGAACAAGACCAGGAGCUUCUUUCAUUUGCCUCUCUAAACCCGCGCAUACUUGCUGGCUGCAAUUUACGAUAAUAGCGUGAAGCUCAUCAAAUUGUGUUGUUCUGGGAAUAAACUUUUACUCAUCGAAUCGUGGUGUUCUGCGAAUUUUACGAUAAUAGUAUAUGUUAGUUUUAACUUAAAAUUAAAUGUUUAAAGAAAUAAGUGUUUAUUCAUUAAGUUGAUUUUGGUUGAUGAGUAAAGUGCUAAAAAUUCGAAAU
Punica granatum (pomegranate) is the source of this 1992-nucleotide messenger RNA. Lineage: Eukaryota; Viridiplantae; Streptophyta; Magnoliopsida; Myrtales; Lythraceae. The record is from RefSeq and is a predicted model, not a curated record.